Enterobius vermicularis (human pinworm) is the source of this 882-nucleotide messenger RNA. The record is from the annotation of a GenBank genome assembly. Lineage: Eukaryota; Metazoa; Nematoda; Chromadorea; Rhabditida; Oxyuridae.
AUGUUGAUGCGGUUAAAAGCUUAUUGCAAUUACUUUCUUCAUUGCUUUGUAGAUUUUUGGACAAGCGAAUUAGCUUGCAAACGAGGUGCCUCUCGUACAGCAUCUUCAAAUUCGGUUACGAGGAGGAAAACCUCGUCAAAAGUAGAGGGUAGGAGACGUUACGGAACUGAAAGAAUUACUUCCACUUCUUCAGCUACUCAGGCUCCUUCAAGUUCUUCUUUUCGGAAGGGUCAAAGCGUCUUGAUUAAGCGUGAUCGUCUUCAAAACUCCGAGCGGGUAAAUUUGAACUGUUCGUACCAGAACGACAAAUUGAAUUCUAAUUCAAAAAAGCUUGUUGUAAAGAAUUAUUUGUAUGAGUCAAAGGAUACGAAUCUUGACACACGUUAUAAUAAAGCGAACGGUCCAGGCAUGAUGAACUCGUUGGCUCACUGUGACGUCUAUGUGCCGAUGGAGUACAAUAAAAUAGCAAGUAGUCAUUCGGCGUUUUCACUCUCAUCGAGGCAAGAAUGCGAUAAUCACUCGCAACAGGCAACAACCAGCUCUACUGACUGGCUUAGUACGGUUCAAGCAGCUCCUUCAUUGCGCACAUUUAAACCGAGAAAAGUUUCUGCUGAUGCUCUAGAAAUUAGUCAAGAGAAAGAGCGGAAGCUGGUUGGGCUAAAUCUUCAUACAAAUGUUGCAAUAAAGCCUGCUAUAAAGCCGAAGCCUAUGACUCUACGCCGUGAACGGAGUGAUCUUUGUGCUAGUUCAGUUGGCAGGAUCCACCACGCUGAUUACAGUCCUUCUCCUGGAAGCUUCCGAGGGCUUGGAGGGUUACAGUCGUGUUUCCAAAGCGAAAUAAAUUCAAGAAAUUGCGCUGAGGGAAUGAAAAGGAAAAGGUAA